AUGGCUGCUUCUUCUUCUUCUUCCACCAAAGUGUCCAUGAAACUUCUUAUCGACACAAAGAAUAACAAAGUUCUCUUUGCUGAAGCUUCAAAACCUGUCAUAGACUUUCUCUUCAGCUUGCUAUGUUUGCCUAUUAGUACUGUGGUAAAGCUCCUAGGUACAAAAGGCAUGGUUGGAAGCUUAGGAAAUCUGUAUGAGAGUGUUGAAAAUCUGAACCAGAAUUACAUGCAACCAUUUCAAACUAAAGAUGUACUCUUAAACCCAAAAGCUCAAAGCUCUUCCACUGUAAUCUCAGGAUUUCUUACCCAGAAUGCUGUCAAUGACAUUAAAACUAAACUAUAUAUGUGUCCAAAUAAAUGUGCUUUUGAGGUUACAUAUGAUAACACAACUCCAUGUUCUACUAACUCUGAUGAGUUUGACUCUGAGGAUGAGUCUGACUCUGAGGAUGAGUCUGACCCUGAGGACGAUUACACUCCAUGCGGGAAGAAAAUGAACCAUGAAGUAGCUUUUGUCAGAAAUAGUAAGGUUGGUAAAAAGAAAGUUUCCACAAAUAUUAAGAAUGGGUUUGUGAAAGAAGUUGUAACUUUUGUGGUGAUGGAUGAUUUGGUGAUUCAGCCAAUGUCAACCAUAUCAAGCAUCAAACUGUUGAACAAGCUCAAUGUGAAAGAAAUUGGUACCUUACAAGAAAAGGUUGUUGAGAUGGGCAUGGAAGAGGGAAUCAAGUUGCUUAAGGCUUCUCUGCAAUCUAAGAUGGUUUUGACAACUGUUUUCAUCAAGAAGGGAUGUUGA
Molecule: messenger RNA, 789 nt
Organism: Lathyrus sativus (Indian pea)
Lineage: Eukaryota; Viridiplantae; Streptophyta; Magnoliopsida; Fabales; Fabaceae
Source: the annotation of a GenBank genome assembly